Molecule: messenger RNA, 1272 nt
Organism: Ectocarpus siliculosus
Lineage: Eukaryota; Phaeophyceae; Ectocarpales; Ectocarpaceae
Source: the annotation of a GenBank genome assembly
AUGUGCACAUGCCACCCUCCCUGCGGCGGGGGGUCCGGCAACGUGCAUCGGCGUGGCGGGGGCUGGAGAGGGUUUCUUCGCGUGUUCGGGGUGGGCAGGAACGCCGGGGGCAUGAGCAGGCAGUGGCCAAGGCCCACGCGAUUCUGUUGCAACUGGUCAGCCGAUUGGUUGGGACGGUUGCCAACUGCUGUCGCUUCACCUGACCUGGUGCGAGGCGACGGCGAACGCAGCGCUGAAGGAUGCCUGCCACUCCGAUCGGGCGGGCGUGGCGCAACAGGCGGCGUGUGUGGUUUGUUUUUGAAGUACUGGCACUUGCUCUGCCCCCCGGCGGUGGUUGGACCUCGGGUGGAGGUCGUCCAGCCCUGCGCUUGAGUUUUUUUGGCGUGUCUCGUCCUUUUUUUCUCAGUGGGCAGGGGAGACAGAGAGACGGCGGAGGAAGGUCGAUUUCAUCGUGCAUGCCUCGCCCCUGGUCGAGAGUCGUACCGCAGGAAGAGAAGCAAGUUUCACCAAGGAGAGAGACAGAAUUUCGAGAAAGGGUUGGGCGUUGAUAGCCGUGCGAUUCGUCAGCCUAGUGCGAGGCUUUGUCUUCGUCGUCUUGCGGGGGUCGGUCAAGUCUUUUCUGUUGGAAGAGUUUGUUCUUGGUGCUCUAGUUGGCCCAGCUGUCGCUGCUUCUGCUGUUGCUGCGCGCCGUCUUUUGUGGAGGGAUCCGUCCGGCCCAGCCAUGAAACGACACGUAGGGUAAUGGUGCGACUUAAUUCGAUGCGUGCGUGUCUCAGCGUAAGAUCGGCGUGCGCGCUCCCUUUUUUUUUUUUGCGGUCGUUGCUCUGGGUUGAUGGAAUGAAUGAGCACGCGUGGGUGACUCUUUUGGAUGAUAAGGACGGCCUAGUUUCCGUUCCUUACCAUGGGCCACACAGACCUGGUAGGGGUUCGGGUUUGCGACAGCAUUAGCUCGCUGUUAGCGUUUGCUGCGCUAACUUCGAAAACGUCCGAUUUGCUCUCUGCGGAGCACAUGUCGCAUGUCGCUUGCUUGCUGCACGAGUUUGUGCUAGGUUUGGUCGUUGGUAAAAAGAAACAGAUAAAAAUGUUAUUGGAUUCCACGUUACAGGUAGCUUGGAUGUUUACAGGUAGCUUGGAUGUUUUGUUUUCGGUGCGGAAGGUUGUGUCUGAUCCGUGGUUGAAAGAGUUGGUUGUUCGUGUCGUACCCGGUUUUGGAGUUCCUGUCGGAUUUGUUUGGGUCGGGAGGAGUAAGUCACGUUGUCGAAUGGGUGGUGG